Molecule: messenger RNA, 3063 nt
Organism: Cephus cinctus (wheat stem sawfly)
Lineage: Eukaryota; Metazoa; Arthropoda; Insecta; Hymenoptera; Cephidae
Gene: Scgdelta
Product: zeta-sarcoglycan
Exons: 7
Coding region: 1616-2830 (404 amino acids)
Biological process (GO): heart contraction; cardiac muscle tissue development
Cellular component (GO): sarcolemma; sarcoglycan complex
Source: RefSeq, a predicted model, not a curated record
ACGAGGCGACGCUCGGUGGCGAAACGCUUCUCUGCCGAAGGUCAGAGAAGAAGACGCGUAUCCCGUUUUCAAAUGAUAUAGAAUAAAUAUAUUUUUAAAAAAAUGAGAAAAUGCACGAGAGUCCAUAAACACUGUCGUAAAUCGAGAAUCGCGAGGAUGUCAGAGAUGCUGACGUUGUCGCACCUACGAUUCCCGUUGACUAUGAAACCGCGUUGACGUACUCUUACGUAAUUAUUCGUUGCAAGGUAUAUAGAAAAGGACGCUGGGAUUUUCUCGUGUCGCUACAGACAGGAUCGCGUGCUGCGUACUAUUUAAUAUAUUUUACAAGGAGAUUUUCUCGCUCGGAGAAAAUGAUACUUUCGACACGGGUACGCGGAUCGACUGCGGAACCGUGCGUGCACCAGAACGGAAAGUAAUCUACGGGUUGCAAUUAUGUAAAUUUUUCAACGUGGAGAGGAGAAUCGAGGGAUUUAUCGAGUUAGAAGGAAGGAGGAAAAAAAGCUUGGAGUAAAAUGGGUUUAGGUUGUUUAUAUUCUGGUCCAUCGUUAUAAAGUAGGAAACGUCAAUAGGGAAGGUACGUGUUAUCGGUGCGUAAUCGUAAUACGUUGAAGAUAAUCCAAGACGAGGAAACGAAAUCGGAUUUGUAAUGUAAUCAAAAUUACUGCACUCCCUGAAGCUCUGUAGGGGAGAAGGUAGGGUGCGGGGGUUGGAGAUUAAUUUUCUAACGGAUUUAAACCGACAGUGUUCACCGGGCAUGAGCUCGAACGGACUGGCUCCUAGAUGGUCAGGAAGUGAGGGAGUGAGGGGGGAAGGAUUUAAUGAAAAGAAAAGAUUUUAAAGAAAGCAGGCGAAGAAAGGGAGUGAAGCAAGAAGAAAUGUUCAGGUGGUCUGAAAUCGGGAACUGAAGUUAUCGUUAAUCGAGAAUUCCUAUACUGUCUGGUACUUAAUGAUGUAUAGAAACUGUGAGUUUUUUAAUUCUGUAUUUUUAUGAUGAUCGUAUGACGUCGAUAAUAAUAAUAACAAUUACACCCGCCCAAUUAAUAAUAAAGCUGUGUGCUUCUGUUGUAAAGUGUACGAUAAAUUGUUAAUUACUAGAGAAUCAUGUCUGCCUAUAGUGACCCUGUGACACCUUAUUAGUAUAUGCUAAUAAUAAUUUAUAUAAAUAUUGAUGUAUAAUCGAUUGACCUGUCGUGGCUGUUUAUGAAUUCGCGGAGAAUUUUUCUUGCUUGGGUCUUUAUUGGUUGGCGAAUAAAACGCGUAUAAAUGGAAUUUCGGGCGGUUAACGAUAAGUCCUUGUGAGCUGAGAUUUCCGGGAGUGUCGUGGGCUGCGUAGCGGUUCAGCUGUCGUGUACUAGUUAACGUGAGAUUCUCCUGUUAGAAAUUAGAAACAGGGGUGCGAAAGGGAGAGAGGGAAAGUAAAAUUGAAGAAAUAAUAAAAGAAAAAGUAAAAUAGAAGAAGAAGAAGAAGAAGAAGAAGAAGAAGAAGAAGAAUAAUAAUAAUAAGGGAGAACAAGUGCGAAAGGAGCUAAAUUAACGAGAGACGAUUAUCGUAGAGGUAUAUUAGUGAAAUAACUUGGGUGUGCAGAUGCGUAGGGAUUUAAUUAAGGGAUAGAAAAUGGAUACCUCGCCGACCCUUAGUUUAGGAGGAUCUAGGGCUAGGGCUGCCCUUUUGGCUACCACUGGCUCUGGUACUGGAAGCAGUGAUAGACGUGUUGUCUUUUUGGCUAGUCAGCCUAAUGUUUCUGUCACACAUGACACAAGAACAUGGCCUCAUCAUUGGUCUCCACACAUGACGGGAAACAGCUACAAAUCGCCGGAGGAGUCGCCGCCCUCGGAGCACAAGCUAAGAAUGCCACGUGGACAGAGCAACUGGUCGGACGAUGCUGGUAAUUCAAACAGUAUACCAAGGCAGAGUACUCCACAUCAGAAUCCUGGACCAUCCUCCAGGAGCAAUCCACCCAACAACGAAUCGCCUUCCUGCAACGGGUUCAGGUUAGGAGUUUACGGCUGGCGGAAAAGAUGCCUCUACUCCCUCGUCCUGGGACUCAUGGUCAUGGUCAUUCUUAAUCUCGCCCUUACGCUCUGGCUCCUCAAGGUCAUGGAGUUCAGUUCGGAGGGUAUCGGCUCGUUACGGGUAGUACCAGGAGGUGUGGAAUUAAGAGGACAGGCCGCAGUCUUGGACGCUCUGGUGGCAUCGUCCGUACGAUCCCGUAGAGGAAGAAAUUUGAUUUUGGAAUCAUGGAGCAAUUUCACAGCCUCAGCCAGGGCGCACGAUGGUCGUCUUCUGGCCAGAUUCACUCUAGCUGAAGAUAAACUCGACUGCAUUUCCAAGGGUUUUCACAUAACAGAUCCUAGUGGUAAUACCCUGUUCUCUGCGGACGAGGAUCAGGUUGUCGUAGGGGCGAAGGUGCUGCGCGUAACAGGUGUCGGUGGUGCUGUCUUCCAAGGAAGUGUCCAGACGCCAGUGGUCAGGGCGGAAUCUGGUCACGGACUCAAAUUAGAAUCCUCAACGAGAGAUCUGGAGGUCAGAGCGCCACAGAGGAUCGUGAUCGAAUCCUGGGCAGGUGAGAUCACAGCAUCCUGUCUGAGGGACAUGAUGUUGCAGAGCGUCGCAGGCGCCGUGAGAAUCGACGCCAAGUCCGUCUUCCUGAAAGGUCUGAGAACCGCCAGUCCAAGACAGAGUCAUACUGGCUCUGAGCAGCAUUCAAGAUCGCAUCAAUCAUCCCAUGAGAUAACGGUCUAUCAGCUGUGCGCAUGCGCAAACGGAAAGCUCUUUCUCGCCAGGCCAGAAGGAGUCUGUCAGGCUGACGACAGAAGCGUGUGCUCGUAGUCCAGCGCGACUCGCUGAUCUGGAAAGAAGUUCAUCGACACGAUUCUGAUGAUAUCAGGCUUUCAUUCAAAAAAAAAAGAAAAAAGAAAGGGAGAAAAAAGAUUUAAAAAAAAAACAAAUCGAAUCUCAUUGUCAGAAAUGAGACGCGCCUAUCACUUUGUGUACGUAGCCAUGUCGCCGACGCUACCAAGCGAUGUAUAUCUUGUAUAUCAAUAAAAAGAUGCGAUUACCGU